This is a messenger RNA of Ruditapes philippinarum (Manila clam), 12717 nucleotides long. Its product is annotated as fibrocystin-L-like. The record is from RefSeq and is a predicted model, not a curated record. Bases 2818 to 12702 code for a protein of 3294 amino acids. The transcript has 34 exons. Lineage: Eukaryota; Metazoa; Mollusca; Bivalvia; Venerida; Veneridae.
UCUAACCAUUAGUUGACAUUUGUUUUGCUGGCAAUACUUUGAUAAUUGCUUGUUCUUCAUAUUAGCUUUCUCUACAUGUUUGUUUUGCUAUUUCAAGAAACAUUUAAGGAUUUCAGUUAUCAUUUGUUAAUAUACUGUGAUUAGAAGUUUUAUUCUAUUUCGCUUUAGAAUAACUACGGUAUUAAAUGUUAUAUGUCCUGGGCAUGCGCCAAUCAGUGUCCUUGCACUUCCGCAAGUAGUAAAACAUAGUUUUACAAGUUGAGAAUUAAUUUAUCUUUUUUGUGAUUAAACGACUUGAGCGAACAAAGUUCGUUAAUUUAAACUUUACUAAACAGUAGCCGUAAUUGUUAUCGUACGUGGUACGAACAUUAUUUAUUGUUUUUGGUGUUAUAUCGAAGGAUAUUGGAACUUGAAAAUUGCCACACGUGGUGGGGUAAUAAAAUUACAUAAUGGCGGAUGGCCAAACUAAAAAUCAAAAAGACAUCGAUAAUGUCACUAGUGGUAAAGGAAAAUCUAGUUAAACCUCAAGUUCAAGGGGAAAGCAGACAGCUCGUAAUUUGGCGGAGGAUUUACCCACAACUUCGAAAACUAGUGAAAAGUCGAGUGCUAAAAUUGUCGACAAAAAUGACGAGAUUUUGAAUAUCUUGAAAUCGCUUCGAGCUGAGCAAAAAAAAACAAACAGUAAGUUAGAAGCUUGUGAAAACAGACUCAAACAAUUAGAAAAUGUAGAUUAUAGUUAUGAUUAUGAUGCAUAUCAAUAUGAGCCUGACAUGUAUGUUGACGAAGAGGCUAGUGCCUCGGAAAUAUGUCCCCCAGUCACUAGAAAAAGAAAAAUUGACGAUAGCUGUUAAAAGUGAAAGUUCUGAAGGGUCUAGUCGUUUUGUGAGAUUGUCAAAAAGGUUUAAAACAACCGAGGUGUGUGGGUCAGACAUAGGUCAAUUUUUAGCAGACAAUGUAAAUCAUCUGUUCAGGCAGGGAAUGGAGGAAGAUCAGUAUUCUGCUAUGAUCAAGGAUGAAGAAAAUCCUCGUCCAGGAAAUUGUGACAGUCUUGUUACUGUAAAAUUAAAUCAGUUAGUCUGGGACAUAGUGUCCCCAACUUGACAUUCUAGGGACAAGAAGAUGCAAAAUAUGGAAACAACUGUUAUUAAAGCAGCUUGUGUCUUGAUUAAAACAGUGGACAAGGCAGCGAAGUUGGAAACUGAGGUCAAACAGGCAGGUGGUGAUAUAGGGUCAGUGAUAGAUGGAUGUAAUGAUACGCUGGCCUUUUUAGGACAUGCUAAUCGUCAGAUACGUAGGGACCUUUUGAAGCCCGAAAUGAGAAAUGAGUACAAUCAUCUGUGUACCCAUUCUCUACCAUAUACAAGUCAACCUUUUGGUGACAAUGUGUCGAAAACCGCUAAAGAGAUAGAGGAGUGCUCAAGAAUUUGGCACAAGCUUCAGUAUGGACCUGUUAGAGGCAGUUUUAGGGGUAGACCUGGUUUCCGACCAAGACUACGAGGAACUUUCAGUCAUACUGCUGUACGUGGUAUCAACAGUCAUCAAAAAACCUCCAGCGCCGAGGGGGAGUCAGGAAAUUUUAAAUUUAAAGUAUUUUAGAGUCGCUGGAUUCGGAAAGUAUACAAAUAGACAGGGCCAGAGCCAUUAUGUAGCGCCAUUAUGGCCAACACAGACUUGGUUUGCUCAACUGAUGCGAGUACUAGUGGAUUCACUAAUAAUUCUUCCAAAGACAAAGCAGUCACUGAUUGCUCCUCUGCAGGGAACAGAACACCCUAUGUCACAGAAACUGGUUUUAAUUGCAUGUCUAGUGUCAGGAGAACAUACAGAGAAUGCGGUUUUUCUGAGCAAGUGACAAGUAUGAUCAUGUCAUCAUGGAGAAGUGCCACAAAACGCAAGUAUCAGGUCUAUAUGGGUAUCGCGAUGGAUACACAUCUGUAAUAGACAGAAAAUGAAUUCAGUUUCGGUUGAUCUCCAAGAUGUAAUAGAGUUUCUAACAUCUGAAUUUAACAAAGGACUAAGUUAUAGCUCUAUAAAUACUGCAAGGGCUGCUUUGUCUUCGUUAGGAAUUAUGUUGGGUUCAUUUACAGCAGGUAUACAUCUCAUGGUCAUUAGAUUUAUGAAAGGAGUUUUCAAUCCACGGCCCUCAAUGCCAAAAAACAAUACCAUAUGGAAUGUGGAUAAAGUACUUUUGUUUCUGAAACAGUUUUCACCUGUAAAACAUUUAUCAUUGAAGGAACUUACUUUAAAGCUGACCAUGCUAAUUGUUCUUACCAAUGCAGCCAGAGUACAGACAGUACAUUUGCUUAGUGUAAAUAAGUUACAGAAGUUGCGUUCAGAAUUUAUUUUGCAGUUCAAAGGUUUGUUAAAACAAAGCCGGCCUGGCUUUGAUUGUUCCGAGUUACAUUUGAAAGCAUAUCCUCCAGAUAGGAGACUUUGUGUUUUUACUGUUUUAAAAGAAUAUUUGUCAAGAACAAAGACAUUGAGACAAAAUAAUGAAGAUGCUCUUUUGAUUAGUUAUAUCAAAAAACCAUUUAAACCUGCUUCUAGUAACACCAUUUCUAGAUGGGUAAAAACUGUUAUGAUAUGUGCAGGAAUUUGUGAAAUGUUUGGUGCACAUAGUGCCAGAUCUGCUGCAGUUAGUAAAGGAAAUUUAAAUUGAGUUCCUAUACAAGAGGUCAUGAAAAAGGCUGGAUGGUCUAAUCAGAGUACGUUUGCAAAGUUUUACAACAAGAAGGUAUUACAACAGGGAGAAUUUGAGAAUAAAGUUCUGAAGUGUUAAGAUCAAAUAGGUGGUACUACACAUGUAUUGACAUUUAUGCCAUGAUUGUUGCUACCGUAAGCAGAGAUGAAGGUGAAUAUCGUCUAAUUGAGGCAUGGGUUAAACAAGCUAGCCGUGAGGAUAUCUUUAUAGACUCUCUUUUCAUUGGGCGUGGCCCAACAACUGAUGAUUCAGAGGCAUAUUUACAAAGAUUGAAACCAGCUUUGCCAAGAGUCAAUAUCAGACACAUGAAUCCUUUUACUUUUGUGGAUUAUGUAUCAGUUCUUACAGUAUCUGCUGACACAUAUGAAAUAAAACUUACACCAUUUGAAACGGGCUUCAACUUCACGCUCUUUGAACUUGCAAAUGGAGGAGUUACUUCAGGUGUGGCAAGUAGUUCUAGUACCAAUGUGUCCAUGGCCUUAGAUAAUGGUGGUGGAUCUGGGGUUCUCAUGGUGACCAGGACUUCACAGGCAUCCCCACCGGUGAAUGGACUCGUUGAGUUGUCUCUUUAUCAUGACAGAAAGGUUUUGAAGAAGGAUAUAGAAAUUUCUAUAACAGCAGAGCAAUUCCAAAGGGAACUAGAGUCAAUUCAAGGCAUGGGAUUUGUAAAUGUAGUCAAGAAGGGUGAUAGUUUUAACUUUAAUUUGACUAUAACAUUUCUUUCACUACCAGGAGAUCUUCCCAAUAUGGAGGUUUCGUACGACCGUCUUCAAGGAAUAGAGGCUCAAGUUAUUGUUGAAACAAAGGAACACGGAGGCUUGUUUUAUGAUCCACUUACAGGCGAUAUGGUAUCGACGGUGCACAGCUCGCCUCAGGUUAGACUUUUCAUCAACGAUAUACCCACGGCUUGUACUGAUGACUGCUCGUUCAACUGGGAUUCAUCCUCCACGCCAACUAUUUCCGGUAUCAGCCCACAAUCAGGAUCAUCAUCAAUAUCUACGACUGUUUUUAUUACUGGGACAGGAUUCAGUACAGUCAUAAGCAAUAACCAGGUGACAAUCGGAGGAUUUGAAUGUACUGUAACUGGUUCAUUGGCGACUAUUAUCACGUGCGAUGUUGGUAACGGGCCAGAGGGACCACAUUCUGUAGUUGUGACAGUUGAUGGUAAAGGUAACGCUGAAGGUAGCGUUCAGUUUACUUACACAGCAGGUAUAUCAUCAUUGGCCCCUACGUCAGGAAGUAUUGGAGGUGGUGUUAAACUAACAAUCAGUGGUUUUGGUUUCAAGCACUUUGGUUACAAAAAUGGAGCAAAUGUAACAAUCAACGGCAAGAUUUGUUAUAUACUUUUUAGACAUACAGAUACAAUUGUGUGUUUGGUUCCACAAUCGACAUCUGCUGGUACUUGGAAUGUGGUCGUUCAUCAGGGAUCUUCUUCAUUAAGUUAUUCUGGAUAUACAUAUGAUUUUGGACUAACCGCUUUAGUAAGCAGUGUCGUCCCAUCAACAAUAGGUGUGACAGGUGGAAAUAUAACUAUAUCUGGGUCAUCAUUUCCUCCAAGCAAAGGGUCUGUACUUAUUGGCGUACGUGAAGCAGCCAUUAUAUCUUGGUCGGAUAGUCAAAUCGUGAUAUCUGUUCAUGAUGCAGACCCAGGCAUUCAACAGUUAAGAAUAGAAACUCCAAAUGGAUAUGCCGUAAAAGCGAACACCUUCGAGUUACCAACAGUUAAUGUUGAUUUAAAAAUAACAAAUGUUUACCCUCUACAAGGUUCAGUGUUAGGUGGAACGAAAUUGACAAUUACCGGAUCUGGAUUUGGAACUGACUUUAACGCUGUGGUUGUGCAUUUUCAAAAUUGGCAUGGGUUUGUCAAAAAUGUCAGUUGUGAAAUCUUGUCUUUAACCAACACUCAGAUACUCUGUCAAAUUGAAGAUUUAAGAAAAAUCCACCAAGUAACAAACAUGGGCGUUGAUCCAGAUUUUGGUGUCUACUACGCCUAUGACACACCAUUUAUUACUAUUAACGAGGGAGAUUUUGUUAACUGGUCGUGGAAAACGGCAGCUUUUGUCACUGAUGUCACUCAUUCUGUAACAGAAAUAGAAAGUCCGGGUUUUUUGGUUGCUAAGGAAGGCGGAUUUAGUAGUGGCAGACCCAGCAGAGAUGGCAGCUUUAGGCAUCAGUUUGUGAAGGCUGGACUUUACUAUGUAUGGAGCGGCAUAGUCAGCAAUUAUAAUAACAAAUAUUAUAUUGGCCAAAUCAAAGUUGUCCCUUCAAUAACAACUUACCAAAGAGUCAAUGUUAGAUUAGGAAAGGCAUGGGCAUUGAGUUACAGGGGAGGUUCUUCAAAUCCAAUAGAUGGGUCUAAUUGUCAGUCUGUUACAUCAGGCAAACAAUCCUGUUCUGACUACAAGGUUGAUUUUUAUGAUACUGACAAGUUCAUGUUCACCUUCUGGACAUGUAGCACACCUGUUGUAAACUCGAUCAAUGUUAACAGUGGAACAACAAAGACAGAUAUAGUUAUAACUGGUGAAGGAUUUUCUAAUACAGAAUGCCAGAAUGAGGUCAGUUUUGGUGGCAUCCCUUGCAUUGUGAAAUCAUCUUCUGAAGACACUCUUACAUGUAAUUUGGAAAAUUCAGGAGAACCUGAAUUAGGAAUACUACAUCAGAUAGAUAUGAGGGUACACAAUCGAGGCAAAGCGCGUAUUAAUAUCGUAAAGCCCGAAGAUCGAGGUUUUGCCGUAAUACCAAAUAUUGAACAAAUAACACCAACAUCUGGUUCAUUGGCUGGUGGCGCCCUUUUAACAGUCUCCGGUUAUGGAUUUGGAGAAUCGCCAAUGGUUGAAGUAGAUGGAUACCAGUGCAAAAUCAUCACAAAUACUUAUAAGGAAAUCGUGUGUGAAACUCCAAGACAUACAUUUGAAGGUGAAAAACAUGUCACAGUGGAAGCAUUUGUAAAUGGUGCAUCCCAUCCUGCAAAAUGUGAAACAUAUUUGAAGAAGUGCCGAUUCUUAUAUGCUCGCUUAUAUACAUCGACUGUGUCUUCUAUUUCACCAUCAUCCAUGUCUGGAGCAACUUCAUUCACAAUCAAUGGAACAGCUCUUGGUACAAAUAUUGGAGAAGUCAGUGUCUCAAUUGGUAAUGUUAUAGGAACUGUAACUUCAGUAGAUGUAACAGUUCUUGUUGUAGAUGUUAACAACAUCCCUGCAGGUGACAAUGAUGUAUUUGUUUAUGUUAAAGAUUAUGGUAAAGCUUCAGGAAGUUUGUCAGUAUUUGGAAAUCUUAUGAUAAGUCAAAUUUCUCCGUCUUCUGGGAGUAUUUAUGGUAACACUAAAAUUACAAUUGAAGGAAAUGGCUUUGUUAAUACAACAACUGUUACUAUCGGCGGAACUUCAUGUGACAUAGAGUCUACAUCUUUGUCUGAAGUGAUAUGUGUAACUAAAGCCCAUGCUGCUGGGUCUACCACUGUUGCUGUGACAUCAAACAGAAUAUAUGAGUAUUCGACAUACAACUACGCAACCAGCUCAACACCGACUAUUACAUCUUUAAACCCUACCUUCGGAGUUGCUGGGCAGACAUUGACCAUUACUGGAUCAAACUUGAGUGGAGGCAAUGUUGCUGUCACAAUUGGACAGUCUAGUUGUGACUACAUCUCUGGAAAUGCAGGAGAAAUCAAGUGCACUAUAGGGGAUAAUCCAACUGGAAUGGCUAAUGUCCUUGCACAUGUUGCAAAACUUGGAUAUUCAAACUCUGAUAUUGAAUUUGAAUACCAGCUUAGUAUCGAUAGCCUACACCCUAUCCGAGGAGGUAACGCAGGUCAUCAAAUUGUGGUUAUAGGCGGAACAGGGUUUGAUGAUUCAGCUGUUGUUACAAUUUGUGGAAAGACUUGCCAACAAACUCUCGUAACAUCAUCAUCCUACACAUGUAAAACACCGGCAAGCUUCGAGGAACGGUCUUGUGAUGUUUCCAUAACUUCAAAUGGCUUGACAAAAACUCUUUCAAAUGCUUAUAAAUACCUUUCAACCCUAACAUCCUAUGUAGAAAAUGUGAAUCCAAGAAGAGGGGGUACUGAAGGUGGUACAAGCUUGACCAUCACUGGGUCAAAUUUUGGGACUGUUCCGGGGAAUGUCAAAGUUGAGAUUGAUGGUACUGUUUGUGUUGUGUCUGUUGUUAAUGAUACUCAAAUAACAUGUGUGACAGGGCCCCACAGAGGUUCUAUUAACACUAAAGUAGAAGUUGAGGUGUCAAGAAACGGAAUUGCUGAAGAGAGGACAAAAGGAGUCACUGAUUUCCUAUACAUUGAUGUAUGGUCUUCAUUAUUUACAUGGGGUGGUGACCCUCCGCCACAAGCUGGCGAAUCUGUUAUUAUAUCUGCUGGUAUGACAUUACUGCUGGACAUGGAUACACCUGUACUAUCGUUCCUGUUUAUUCAAGGAGGUCGACUUAUUUUUGAUGAGAAGGAUAUAGAACUGAAGGCAAACAUCAUCAUGAUAACAGACGGAGGUCUAUUGCAAGUAGGUACUGAAGACAAACCGUUCGAGCACAAGGCUAUCAUAACAUUACAUGGGCACCACAGAAGUAAAGAACUCCCAGUUUAUGGUACCAAAGUUCUGGCAGUAAGGAGCGGUACUUUAGACUUACAUGGUAAAGAGGUUCCGCUAACCUGGACACGCCUCGCAUCUACAUCUGCAAGUGGCUCCAACACUCUUGAGCUGGUUGACCCCGUCGAGUGGAAUGUUGGUGACGAAAUAGUCAUUGCUUCUACUGGUCAUCGUCAAAGCCAGAAAGAAAAUGAAAAGAAGAGAAUUACCGCUAUAUCCCAAGACAAUCGAACUUUGACUCUUGACUCGGCUCUUGAGGCAGAGCAUGUAGGUGUUGAGGAAACAUUUGAUGGUACUCUUGUAGAAAUGAGAGGGGAAGUAGGACUUCUUACACAUAAUGUAGUUGUCCGCGGUAACCAAGAUCCUCAGUGGCAAGACGAAAUUAAAGCUUGUGCAGCUGGAUUUAAAAUGGGUGAGUUCCCAACUCAGACUUGCUUCCAAGGAAGGUUUGGUGACGAGAUAGGAAGUAGUCAGUUUGGAGCUACGAUCCUUGUACAUGCACCAGUAUAUGAUACACAUGAGGCACAGGCUCGCAUUUCAUACGUAGAGGUCACAUUUGCUGGACAAGCUUUUAGACUAGGACGCCAUCCCAUACAUUUCCAUUUGAAUGGUGAUAUGUCAACAAGCUAUGUUAGAGGAUGUAGUAUUCAUAAAACAUUCAACAGGGCUGUUAAUAUUCAUGGCACACACAAUACAUUGGUAGAAAAAACUGUCAUUUAUGAUAUAAUGGGAGGGGGAUUUUUUUUAGAAGAUGGUACUGAGACAGGAAACACCUUGCAAUAUAACUUAGCCGUUUUUGUGAUUGGAAGUUUAAGCUUAUUGAAUGAUGACGUUACUGCUGCCUCUUACUGGAUUACAAAUCCAAACAAUACAAUCCAACAUAAUGCUGCAGCAGGGGGAACCCAUUUCGGCUACUGGUACAUGAUGUAUCAAUAUCCGAUCGGUGCAUCAUUUACUUCGGAUGUGUGCCCAAGAACCAAGCCAUUGGGUAUCUUUAGAAAAAACUCUGCACAUUCAUUUGGCAGGUUUGGAUUAUGGAUUUUUGAAGAAUACUAUCCAGUAAAGGGUGGAUGUCGUGGCACGGAGGUAGAACCAGCUGUGUUUGAAAGUUUCUUUGCUUGGAAUAACGAUAAAGGUGCAGUUUCAGCUUGGACUGGUGCUUUGCAAUUUGUUGACUUUGUCCUUGUUCAAAACAGACUCGCUGGGUAUGAAAGUAAAAGUAUUACUAGAUCAGUUCCUAGAUAUAUGGAUGAUUCUCCCAUGGUAAAGGAUAGUUUAAUCAUUGGUAUAACCAGUAUCCAUCCAAAUGACCUUCAAGAAUGUACAGCUAAUGCUAUUAUAUUGCCGGCUGGUCAUGGAUUUAGAGUAGUAAACACACGAUUUGUUAAUUUUGCAGAAAAUUGCUAUGUGUUUGGCUUUGCAAAAUUUGAUGACUCUUGUUAUUUUGGAUGUGGUGGAUUUACUUAUCACAUUGAGUCUCUAAAAUAUGUAAAUGCUCUAAAGAAAGCUUCUUAUGGUUGGGAAUGGCAAGGUAUCUUUCUCGAUAAAGAUGGAACAACAACUGGUAAAUCUGGAAACUGGACGAUAUUGCCUACAUCUGCAACUAUUCCACCUGACUGUGGGCCAGCUUCAGAGUUCAGUUUUGGAAUACCUGGUAGCAUGUGCCCACCACAAUAUAAGUGGCAUAGAUUCCGCUUUAUGCUCGGGACUCCAAAUUACCUGGGCUUGGAUAAUUUUAGAUUUACAAAUCAGUAUGGCAUUAGCUCUGUGCCCUAUCUAUUUAAAAGAAGCCAAAUCUAUGAUUUUGCGUGUGCUCUCUUAAGUGGCACUACCUACAAGUUCGAUUUUAAUAAUGGAGCUAAACUUGGCAAUCUCCAAUUUAAAGGUUAUUUUGAAAACUUUGAGCCUGAGGACUAUAUCUUAGUUGAACUGGAUGUGUUUAAAGCCCCAGAUAGAUUCACAAUUGAUUAUGAUAAUCGAAGGACAUAUAUUAAAGCCACACGUGGUGGCAUUGAUCCAUUAGCAGCAAAGGAUGGUGACUGGGAAUGGGACAAUGCAAAGGGCAAAAUUAAGUUUAUUGUGAGUGGAAGACGGCGUACCACAACAUCUAUUGUAGACAAUUGGUAUGAUUUUCACUUUUACAAAUGUCGAUAUUACAACUGUGCAACACCACCGGACCCGUGUAAGGUACCACCGGCACAUAUCAGACCCCUGAAUUACAAUUAUUGGCAUCAGAAGUUUAUAUGGAAACUAGAAAAUGACGGCUAUGUAACAAAUAGUGUUGAAACUGGUACACAAGUACCGCAGGAUUACGAAAAUGUCCGGAUACUUAUUUAUACUUGGGUUAUGGUGAACGUGACAUCAAUUAAUAAGUUUGGCAUACUGUUAUUAGAGGGCGUUCUAGAAUUUGCUAAUGAUCCAUCAGCUCAGUAUGUUAUAGAAGCUGAUUUCAUCAUUAUAAAAUGUGGGCGUUUAAUUGUUGGAUGGCCAGAUGAUCCCUUUGAUGGAAUUGCUUCUAUCAUUCUUCAUGGGAAUGAUUCAUCGCCUUAUUAUAGUACUGGCGAAGAAACAAACCUCGGUUCAAAGGCAAUUGGAGUGUUUGGAGGACUGGAUUUGUUUGGGAAAGAUGUAGGAACAACAUGGACUGAACUAGCAGCUACUGUUAAUGCUGGCUCUAAUACGAUUACAUUAAAAGAACCAGUACAGUGGUCAGUUGAUGAUGAAAUCGUUGUCGGUUCCACCAGCUUUAAUGCCUGGCAGACUGAAUCUUUUAAAAUCACUGCCAUUGCCUCAGACAAUAUUACUUUGACUUUAAACGAGACUUUGAAAUACAAACAUAUAGCUCAUAAGGAAACCCUGGCAAAUGGUGUGGAUAUAUCAAUGGGAGCCGCUGUUGGUCAUUUAACGCGUAAUAUUAAAAUCAUUGGUGAAGAUUAUGACAAACUGUACACGGAAUCAUAUGGGGCUCGAGUCUUAGUUGGUGUUGUCAAAGGAAAAAAAACACACAGAGGAUAUGCUCGAUUGUCUAAUGUGGAGUUUUAUCACACUGGACAAGAAGGUUAUGCUGACGAGUAUGACCCAAGGUUUUCAGUUGCGUUUGUCGCAUUGGGGACAGUUAGUAAUGUCAGACCGUCUAUUGUUACAAAAUGCUCUUUCCACAAUGGGUUCAACACAGCCAUAGGAGCAUUCAGGACCGGUGGUCUAAAUAUUUUGGACAAUGUUGUGUUUGGAUCAAUCGGAAAUGGUAUUGUCACAAGGUCUGAUGGCACAGUCCUUAAACAUAAUCUAGUAUCUUUGAUGGUAGCCACAAACACUUACCAGGACCGUUUUGAGGAAUUUUAUCCAAAUUGGGAGGCUGGUAUUGAGGCAAUUUCAGCAAAGUGGCUUAUUCUUCAGGACAAUCUUGUUACGGCAUCAGAAAGAAUUGCUUACCAUAUAGCACCAUUGGAAUGUGAUGACAAUACAGGAAACCACAGGAAUAAUAAAAUGUAUGCAAACAUACUGGGAGCUGUCGUGCUACCAGAUGAUCCAGUCCCUGCAGAUUGUGCCAAAUUAAGCGGGUUUAUUGCAUGGAAAAAUCAUGACUAUGGUAUCUAUUAUCAAUCUAAAGUUAAUUUUGUCAGCGAAAAUAAUCUAUUGAUUGAAAAUUCCAAUGGUUUAUUAGCGAUUGUCAACGGUCCAGCUAUUUUAAGUCAUGUUUAUGCCGAUAAACGUGUGGAAAUAAAAAGAACAACAUUUGUUGGACAGACAUCGUCGUUUGAUUGUGUAAAUGAUAGGUUACCGUCACCUGACAACAAUACAGUGCUAUCUGCAAACUCUCGUCCAAGUUCUCCUCCCAAUGGUGACAUGGUUGGGCUGGUAUUUCCAAACUAUAUUUCAGAGUCAAAUAAAGCUCCUAUAAAACCAUUUAAGGGCCUAAUGAGUUACAAUGCAAUCGGUGGUUUGACCACUAUUUCUGAUGUCACCUUUGCGAAGUAUGGACAGACUGCUUGCAAGAAUAACUAUGCUGUGACAACAAAUGAGGCAAACGAUGAUUUACAACACCCAAUGACAUCAGAAAGGACAACUUUGAUAGAUGUGGACAGUAGCCACAAAAUCAUUUAUCACAGACCGAAUGUAGAAAAAAUCAAUUCUGCCGAUUGUGUUGACAUGGACUGUGAUGCGUUAAAGAAGGCUAUGUUUAAGGAUUUGGAUGGAACAUUCUUAGGUCAUGUUGGAACAGUUAUCCCUCAGUCAGAGUAUGAAUGGGGCGGUGAUCCGAGACGAGGUCUUGGCGAUUAUAGGAUACCAAAAGAAAUGGUGACCACGGUUGAUGGUGCAAGAAUUCCAUAUAAUAAUAUUGCUCCAUAUAAAGGUAUUAUCCGUAGUGAAAAUUGCAAAUAUGUAUCUAACUGGCAAGCAUACGAAUGUUUUGACGAUAUGAAUUACGAGAUGCUUGUGAUAGAAAGCAUGGACUCAGAUACAGAAACUCGACGACUCUCACCAGUUGCCAUUUUAGGUGAUGGAUACAUUGAUCUAAUUAACGGUCCCCAGGACCACGGGUUGUGCAGCAAAAGCACCUGUAGGAAGAGGGUUUCGACUUUCCACGCACUUGUUGCAACAGACCACGAAUAUCUGAUGCAUUUUACAAGCAUAAUACCUAAACACAUGCGAUACAGACUUUUGAACACAAAUGCGAGUGAGGGAAUUAAACUUACUGUAUGGUGUUCAAGACCAAACAGAUUGGAUGUGUUUGUGAAUGGACAGUUCAAGACUGCAACUAAUGUGCAGAUUGAUAGCAACAAUAGAUACAUCACGUCUAUGCCACAAGGCAAUGAAUAUGAUCCUCAGAUUGCCGACGGAACAGGAACAAACUAUUUUGAUAAACAUCGCAAGAAGAUCCAGUUUAUAAUAAAGGGCCCGGAACAGAUUGACAUCAUAUCUCCUGACGCUGUCAUCAUGUCAAUUAGUCUGCCUACAGUAACAGUUGAUGAUUUCAAUGGCUAUAAUUUGGUUGAAAAUUUGGCGGCUCUCUUGAAUAUUCCGCUGACGAAGGUCAUUAUUUUGAACUUUGUCAGUGAUGGAAAAGGUGGAACUACUGUCGAAGUGGAAAUAGGAGAUGAACCUGCUUCAGAUUUACAUUCAACCUUAGCUGACCACAUUGAUCACUCGUCGUUGCUUAAACUAGCUGUUAAUAUUGUCAAUGAAUGUCAAGCUGGAGAUGUAUCGCAGACAUUAAAAAUCACUGGAAGUUGCAAGACAGUGGAAUAUCCAACAGCUGAUCCAAGUGUUGCUUCAAUAAAAUACGUCUUACCUUCUCCCCACCAUCUUUUCUUCCAUACAAAGCCUGUGGCCGAUUAUGAAGGAAUUCUCCUUAUUACCCAACCGAAAGUACGAGUAGCUGAUAUUUCCGUGAGUAUUAAUCUCAUUUAAAUUAAUGUUAUCAUU